AUGAACACCCUUCCUCACACCGACCUGGAGGCUCCCGCCUGGGCCGCACCUACUGCAGAAUCGGCCGAGGACCUUGACGAGCCGCCAGAGAUACGUCUGCAGCAACCCUCGCCGCAACGAUUCCAGAGGACCGCCAUCCGCCAGCCUAGUGGCCAGUCGUCGCUGCUCACAAAGGCCAUUAUGGGCCCUUCCGACGACGACGACAAUCACGAGCACAUGUCCUCGACCAGGGCCGACAACCAGCGCCGACGUUCCAUGACCAGCAACGCCAGCGUAGCCUCCACGGCUGACCUGACCAGCGACACGGGCUUGACUAGCCCGUGUCGCACAAACACGCCGAGCCCGCCCAUUCCCGAGAUGAUUUCCAUGCACCUGGAUGCCGAAAUCUCAGACACCAAAAAGCGAUGCAUUCAAUUUGCAUGCGCUGCGAAGCCUAUUCAACACGAUCAGCCUGCGGCUCGCCCCGGAGCCGCGUCCCGGACCACUUCAGCACAAGAGCCGCCUCGACGGCCUUGCAUCAGAUUCGCCUGUCCUUCGGCCCCGACGCCUACCAGCGACACAUUCGCCGGACCCCCACACGCCCCCGUCCCGAAGCCUCCGUCGGCCAACACAUCCUCGCAGCCCAUGUCCCUCCGCAGACCGUCGAGCAAAAUCACACUUACGCGCCCAAAGUUCCUACGCGCAAAUUCAAAGGACCUCUCCAAGGAUUCCUCGCAGUUCCACGAGUUUGCCAGCGGUACCGCACGAGAAGAGGAGUGGAUUCGCCAGGAAGUUCCCGUCAUCACAACCAAGCUGACCAUCAACGACACGCUCACCAAGGAGAAUCGCAUUCGUCGUCUGGGUGCCGAGGCUGAGGAAGAGGCGCUGGAAGAGGAGGAGGCUGAAGCCGCGACGGAUGACGAGGAGUUGGAUGAACUCGACGGCGGCGACGACGACGACCAAGACGAAGACGAUGAUGGAGAAAAGGCGGAGGAAGAUGAUUCCGAUGGGUACUACACUGAUGAAGAAACUGGCUUUGCCGAUUCCGACGAGGAGGAGGACGAUGACGAGAAUAUGAGACUCUGGAUGCCGAGCCACGCGAUCAAUCUUCGCCAAAACCUCACCAUGGUCCCCGCUCGUCGUACUUACCUGCACGAGCCGCAAUCGGACUCGUCGGUGGCCACCAACGGAAGCAUUCGCCGCGUCAAGAUGAAGCGGGCCAAGCCCUCGUCCGACACGCCCGACCUACCUGACAGCACUGACUUCGUCUGCGGCACCCUGGAUGAGGACAGGCCUCUCGAGGAGGCUUAUCUAUCGUGCCUUGCGGCUCGCCGAAAUGGAAAGCUGCGCAUCAUCCCACAGGACAUAGACCCGAGCUUUCCCGCCUCGGACCCGGAUGACGAUGAUGAAGAGGACAUCUACAAUCCCGUGGCCCACGAUAGCGAUACGGAUGUCAUGGUGCACGGGGAGAUGGAAGACUUGCAUCACGGGCAAGACCGCUCCCGGCGGCGGAGAAAGAGCGAGCACGCCUCGCCUCGCAAAUACCGUUCACCCGCGCCGAAGCGACACCACUCACCGCCUCCCAAGACACUCGGAUCUCCUCGCCAAGGGGCACAUGUCCAGUUCCAGCUGGCUGGGCGGCCGAACACGACUCACACCAAGUCUCUUCCCCGCCCGGCAGCUCUGUUUCCAUACCUUAAGAAAGAGCGGAACAUGAAGUAUCACCACGGCUCGGACCUGCACGUCAGAGGCGCCAUUGACAUCUUCAAAGGCCUCGAACGGAAGCGCCAGCGACGCAAGGAAAAAUUCUACCAAAAAUACUGCAAUCGGGCCCGCCGCGGUCAGAUCCCGGAACGCAAGCCGCAGCCCGGCCGUGGCGCAGAGCGCAUGAAGGAACUCGGCCUUCUCAUGGCUGGCAAGAAAGAGCAGGGCAACUACGUGCUCUCCAUCUAA
Hirsutella rhossiliensis is the source of this 1932-nucleotide messenger RNA. Its product is annotated as GTP-binding protein SAR1. The transcript has 4 exons. The record is from RefSeq and is a predicted model, not a curated record. Bases 1 to 1932 code for a protein of 643 amino acids. NCBI's taxonomy places the organism in Eukaryota, Fungi, Ascomycota, Sordariomycetes, Hypocreales, Ophiocordycipitaceae.